Molecule: messenger RNA, 2026 nt
Organism: Limulus polyphemus (Atlantic horseshoe crab)
Lineage: Eukaryota; Metazoa; Arthropoda; Merostomata; Xiphosura; Limulidae
Product: achaete-scute homolog 2-like
Exons: 2
Coding region: 557-1204 (215 amino acids)
Biological process (GO): developmental process; regulation of transcription by RNA polymerase II
Molecular function (GO): RNA polymerase II transcription regulatory region sequence-specific DNA binding; protein dimerization activity; DNA-binding transcription factor activity, RNA polymerase II-specific
Source: RefSeq, a predicted model, not a curated record
AACAACAUGUAACUGUCAAUGGUUUUGGAUGUUUCAAUUUUAUGUCUUAGAUACUUUUUCGUAGACUUGAAAGGCUCAUGAGGGUAGAUUUCAACUAUUGCUGUAACUGACUCGACAUCCUUGGCUUCUUGCGUGCACGCGGGAUGGAGUCUGAUCCCCUGAAGCAAUGUCAUGUUGUUUGUUACAAUGCUGCCAGGGCCACGCGUCCCGCACACGAAAUUUGCAGAAUGAGCGAAUACAGUGUACAAUGGCAGCUGCUUGGAGGAGGGGCCUAGUAUUCAUGAGGCUAAGGUUUUUUAACGGGAAGAGCCCUGUGGACGACACACUUCUCCGAAGUAGUGCGGUAGGACAUUUCACUACGUCCUAAUAUUCGACUAAGGUAAUUUGGCUUCGACUCACGUGAGGUGAUACACCAGCAUCCACGAGAGUGGCACGUGUUUCCCUGACAGGAUAGGUAUAUUAAAAAGACGUUAAGCUAUAGGCAAUAAGCAUACUGUGUUUAAAUUCAUUUGUUGUUUAUAAAAUUGUGGAAGUUUCGAUUUCGGAAACAUCGAGUAUGCGACAUGAAAACGCAGCUGAUUAUCUAGGCUGUACAAGGAGAAAUCCAUGUGGACCAGUAGGAUACGUUCUGCAACCUUGUCGACCGGCAGCUGUUGCUAGAAGGAACGAGCGCGAGAGAAACCGUGUGCGGCUCGUGAACAUGGGUUUCGCAACGCUUCGACAGCACGUGCCGAAUGGUACGAAAAACAGGAAGAUGAGCAAAGUAGAAACAUUACGAUCUGCCGUGGAGUAUAUAAAACAACUACAAGAGCUCCUAACUGAUCAGGACGGUAGCAGUCAUUAUGAAGAGACUUUUCUUACGACAAAAACUCAUGUUGAUCCUAUUUCCUCUGCUGUGACCCGCAGCCUGUACCAGAGUUACUGUACUGCCUCACCACCCCCGAGCUUUGAACCAGAAGGCUUGACACCCUCCGGACCACAGCAAGAAUCUUUCAAUGUCAACUUUCAGCUAUCUCCAAAUGGGAGCACUGGCUACGAAACCCCAUCCUCGCCAGGUAGCACCACUAACGACAUUUCCUCGGCUAUUUCUAGUGCCAGAGACCACCUCUGUUACUCUACAACUCCGGAAAGGGGUUUUUCAGAAGGAUCUCAACCAGGCUCAGAAGAAAGUGACUUAUUAAACUUCGCCAGUUGGUUUGUUUGAAACCCUCAAUGAGUUAGAUAAUCAACUUUCCGUCUUAUAUAACAGUGAAAUGGUUGUCCUACUACAGUACUUGAUCGUUUUGGAACAACUUGGCGUCCGCAAUGUGAUAAACUGAGUUAACUGACUCAUAUUGGAAGAUAUUUACGCGAGAGUUGGACCUUUUGUUUCUAGCCAGUACUGAUGGUUGUGUUAGACAUCCAUUGUAUUUCUUGUUGUUAAUGUCGAUUUGCAAUGUAUAGUUUUUGUCGUCUGAAAACUCUUGUUGGAUUGAACACGAAAAUCCAUCUUUUACUUGCUGUAAAUGUUUAAAUUUCAAACCGUAUCAGAACUUGGUAAAUAUUUAUAUAUAUAUAUGACAUGUUUUGAUAAAAUAAGAAUAAAUGAUUUUAUUAUUUUUUCAAAACUUUAGGUAAUAUUAUAAUUGAAGAAAGAAUUACUGACUUUACUUUGAAUUUCUUUUUUUUUACAAUACUUGCCCAGCAGUGAGAGGAUCUUUACGAUUUGUUAUUUUUAUAUGUGGUUGUUAUGAGCACAACUGUUACUAUAACAACCAACGGAAACAGAAAGCCAGUACAGUCAGUUUAAAAUUGUGUUUUUUAUUUUUCUAGUAUUUCUAUGUGUAGUGUUUGAUAACAAAGAAAAAUGAUAGAACUGUGUUUCUCCUUUGUGAUACUCUUUUAAAGUGCUAAAACUUAUAUAACAUUUUACAGACAUGUUAGUGCAACUAAUUUGUAAUACUUGCUUUUGAAAUGAAGCAUAAUUCUGAUGUUUUCAGAGAUUUCCGGGGCUGGUAUUUUUUGUAAAAUAGGUUUGUUAUGGGUA